Dictyostelium discoideum AX4 is the source of this 837-nucleotide messenger RNA. RefSeq lists its product as hypothetical. The transcript has 2 exons. Bases 1 to 837 code for a protein of 278 amino acids. NCBI's taxonomy places the organism in Eukaryota, Evosea, Eumycetozoa, Dictyosteliales, Dictyosteliaceae. The record is from RefSeq and is a predicted model, not a curated record.
AUGUAUCUUUCUAAAUAUUUAAUAUUAUCAUUGCUUUCAAUUAUGUGUUUUGGUCGUUAUGUUGUUAAUGCAAAUGCAGGUUUUAUGAAACCAAUUCCAAGAGUGUUAUGUGAAGAAAAUAAUGUUAAAGGUUGUAAAAUUAGAAAUCCAUGUCAUAAUCUUGCUGCAGUUUCAGGUGACGUAAAUCCAAUUGAUAUUAAUAAAAUUUAUGAAUAUGCAAUUUAUCAAUUGGAUGCAAGAGCAAAUGAAACAUCAGUUAAUACAUAUACAAUUCAAUUUUUUAAAGAUCAAGAGAAUACUGGUUUUCAAUUAUUAACAUUUAAUCAAAAUGAUAUGCAAAGCAAUAAUUCAUUCUAUGCAGUUAAAAUGGACCCACUUAAGAUGAAUACAAAAUUAAUGGAGAAUAUUGAAUUUAAUAAAGAAGGAUUUGUAUUUGGUACAUUGGAAUUAACAUUUGAUGCAAGAAGUGGUGGUGGUGAUGUUUACUAUUCAUGUGCAAAUGUUCGUUUACAAAAGAGGAACGCAACUACCAAGAGUACUGGACAGAAAAUUAAAGUUGAAUCAACAUUAACUUUAACUGAUGGUAAAGGUAGACAACGUGGUGAAAUUGAAUCUGAUGGUAUUGCAACUGAAAUCAUUGUACCAGAUUUAAUUAAUCAUGAAGCAACUGUUAGCUCUGAAGAUAUAGUUGCAAAUGACUCAACUGAAGGUGAUAUUGGUCAAAAUAACAAUAAUGAAAAUUCAAAUCAUAAAAAUAGUUCUUCAAACCUUUCAAUUCCAUCAAUGUUUGUUGCAACAUUAAUUUCAUUAAUUUCGUUUAUAAUAAUUAGAAAAUAA